Aureobasidium musti is the source of this 1539-nucleotide messenger RNA. Lineage: Eukaryota; Fungi; Ascomycota; Dothideomycetes; Dothideales; Saccotheciaceae. The record is from the annotation of a GenBank genome assembly.
AUGACACUGUGUGAACCGCGGCCGCCGCCAACACCACUGGAGAACAGGCAAGCCGCGAACAAGACCACGGCUAUCAUUGUUCCGGCUUUGUUGAUCGGAGUUGUUGGUUAUGCCACCUGGGUUGUGGUCGUUCUUAUAGGCGCUGACUUUCCUNNAGCCAAUUAUCUCAUCAAACAUGAAAGUCGAAAUGGCGCUGGAAUUGCUGUUAUAGUACUUUAUUUCGUAUUCUUAUUUCCUAUGGCAUCUAGCUACCUACGACUGCUCACAACCAUACCACAUCCUGGAUAUAUCGANAAAGGAACUCCGACCGCUGCCACGCCAGUCAAGCCUGCAAAGGAAGCACCUCCCCAGCACAACAUUCAGGCUUCAUGCACAAGUACCAAAGUUCAAGAUGGCACGAACCAGACCAGCAAGAAGUCUCAAGCUCUCGCUCCUGUAGAGCCGGAUAUUACCCAACUAGAUACUAAAGCUAUUCUGAGUGGCGAAUUACCACCACCACCCGGCACGGAACGCUUCUACUCAAAAGAUGUAUUCGCUUGCGAUCAGAAUGGUCUCCCAAUAUGGUGUGGCGUUUGCAAUAACUGGAAGCCCGAUCGAUCACAUCACGGCAGCGAUGUUGGUAGAUGCGUCUUGAAGAUGGAUCAUUUCUGUCCAUGGGUCGGAGGAGUCGUUGGAGAGCGUAACUUCAACUUNUUCAUCCAGUUUUGCUCUUACGCUGGCAUAUAUGCUCUAUUUGUUAUGAUUGUUAUGGCUAUCUUUGUUGCUGAAGCUAGAGGCAGAGUAUGUGCUUCCCUUCAUCUAUUCGCAAUUUUCUGUUCUUCAGAUGCUGACUCGGUGAUANNGGGAAACACACCAGGUGGCAACUGGAUCGCUGGAUUGACUCUCGGAGCUGUUUUCACGUUGUUCGCAGGCGGCAUGGCGAUGACUAGUAUCGGGCUCGCUCUUAAGAACCUGACCACCAUCGACAACAUUGGUCACCAGAGAAGAGUAAUGCACAUCGCCGUACUAGUCGAUUCGCCUACCACCCGUCAACCUAGACCUAUGUCAACAGGUCAUCUCAAACCAUCACAUGCAUCAGAAUAUGAAGAUCCUUGGCAGGGUACAAUAACAUAUCCGUUGAGUGUGAUGCCGGAUGCCUCUUCAGAGACCACGUUACCACCACCUACAUCAUCACCACCUAGGACAUUCGCCAUCUUACGUACACAUCCUGGCAUGAACCCUUGGAAUCUUGGGGCCUUCAGAAACUUGAAAUCUAUCAUGGGUAAUCAUUGGUACGACUGGUUCCUACCAUUGCGACACUCACCUUGCUGUAACCACGAUCGUGGCGAUAGCAUGUACGAGUUGGGACCUGAUGUGGAGCGACUAAAGGCUGAUGCGGGAUUGUCGUCUUCCAGCCAUAGAGCAGGCUCAAGUAGACGCAAGCACAGAAAGCAUCGACACCGCAGGGAAGAUUCUGAUGAUGCAGACAUCAUGGGAUCAACUCUCGCAAACGUCAAUGGCUCGACGGGAAGAGAACGAAAUAGCUUCGAGUCGACUUGA